Molecule: messenger RNA, 1148 nt
Organism: Baudoinia panamericana UAMH 10762
Lineage: Eukaryota; Fungi; Ascomycota; Dothideomycetes; Mycosphaerellales; Teratosphaeriaceae
Exons: 3
Coding region: 207-821 (204 amino acids)
Source: RefSeq, a predicted model, not a curated record
UGAACGAAGCGGCAACAGACUGAUGAAGCCUCCGCCGCUUGCAUGAAUCUGUCGGAAUACACAGACUGGUGUAAGUUAUGUCUACGCUAUACUCUUAGCACUCUCGUAGACCUCUUGGCUCCGUUACGUGUACAUACAUAUGUGGUAAUUGCCAGUACGUGGGAUGAGGUUUGAGAAGUGCUCGACAGUGAAGCCCUCUCAACAUCAUGUCAAGCUCCACGCAAUGGCACGCCGCCAACGGCGCAAGUCUACCAGACAAUACGUCUAAACCAUUCGUCGUCACUGCGCCGCCGAAGACUGAUAUCUGGCGACCCAAUCCGGCCGAAGACGUCUUCACAGCUCCAAACAUCUACACCACGAUCCAACCUUUCACUUUCCAGAAACUCUCUGUCACCGUUUCUGCCGUCUGGCAAACUCGCUACGACCAAGGCGGCUUCCUCCUCGCCUUCCCUCGCUCAGAUGGACCCUGGCGCUGGAUCAAAGCCGGCAUCGAGUUCGAGAAGGGUGCCCCUUGCCUCGGCGUAGUCGGUACUGACCGCUUCUCGGACUGGAGUCUGAACCCUAUGCAGCCUGGUAAGGUUCAGGCCACAUUUGAGGCAGUAAGGGAAGGAACAACGUUGUGGGUGUAUGCUACUGUAGGUGAUGCUCAUCCUGUAAGGCAGCCGCUAAGGGAAAUCAAAUGGGCGUUUCUUGACAGCGAGGAAGGCAAGGGGGAGCUGAGGGUGGGCGUUUAUGCUGCGAAGCCUACGCCUGAGGAAGGCGAUGCUGAGAAGGGACUUGACGUGAGCUUUAGCAAUCUGGCUGUUGAGACUACCUCCUAAGCACGCUACUGCUGGGCUAUACUAAUAGGAGUGGGGAGAUAAAAUCUUCUAUACGGGCAGUGUCAAAUGUUCCUACCUUGUCAAGCUCGCCUUCCCAAUCUGCCUUGCUGACACGCCGCACACUUCGUCCACGGGUCUUCCGUGCGCAUUCGUGGCGGCAUCAAACCAUCAACAGAUAUACAUUGUAUCUCACUCGCUAGGACACCAGCAGCUCAUCUGCAUCUUCCACCUGCAUCGCUACCCACAGGUUGUCUGCUCUUGACGACUCUCUCAUGCCUCUCGCCAUAUUCCUCCUAAUUAUUAUCCCGUCUGCCGUCCUGCUUCUCG